GAGUCUGGUGCCGUGGCGACUGGUGUGCUUGCCGACGGACUGCCGACAACCCAAGCAAAACCAACGGCUAUUUUUCCACGAAAUAGGCUAAAAUUUACUCCUCUUCCUUAUUUCUGGUUGCUUUUUCUUCCCUUUCCUGCAUUUUCUUUUCUUUUCUUUUCCUUUCCUCGUUUCCUUGUUCUGGUCAGUAGUGUUAAGCAGCCAUAGAAGAGGACCACCCUUGGGCGGUUAGGGCCCAAUCUCUGCUGCUGCAUUGUCUAAUUCCUCUUUCUUCCUAAGUUCCUAUUUACUUCAUUUGUUUCUUUUCUGUUAAAGUAAUCUGUAAUUAAUUUCUGUCAAAAAGCUUACAUUAAGAUCUUCAAUGGCGGAAACUCCAUUAAAGACCAAGAAAAAAUCAUUUUCUUCUUCGAUUCUUUCUCCGAAUACCCCUAAUUUGAAAUCCCCAUCUUCAAUUGAGACAACCCCACUUCGUCGAUCUUCUCGUCGUUUAUCUCUUAAUUACAAUGAUUUAAAAUCAACUCCAGAGAAACCCAUUUUGAAUUUUCCCUCUAAAACCCCAGAUAAAUCCAUUUAUAAAACCCCCAAAAAAACUCCCAGAACCCCUAAAUCUCACAAUAAAUCCCAUCUUUCAAAUGUCCAUGUAGAUAAAGUUUCUAUAGACGAAACAUUUUACCCAAAAUCUCCUCCUUUAUCUGAAAAAAUAAAGAGAAAAAGAGGGGAUGAAUUGGGGAAUACAUCAAAAACUCGGGCUCGAGCUCGAAUUCAAGCUAAAAGUGGGCUAAAAAAGAGAGUGUAUUAUAAGAAAGCUGUGUAUGAUGGGGGUGAAUUUGCUGUGGGGGAUGAUGUGUACGUAAAGAGAAGGGAGAAUGCAAGUUCAGAUGAUGAGGAUCCUGAGGAGGAGGAAUGUAGGAUUUGUUUUCGAGGUGGUAGAGGGUUGAUGAUUGAGUGUGAUGAUUGCCUCAAUGGGUUUCACUUAAAGUGUUUGAAGCCACCAUUGAAGGAGGUUCCUGAAGGUGAUUGGAUUUGUGGGUUUUGUGAGGGUAAGAAACUGGGCAAGAAGGUUGAGCUUCCAUUGCCACCAAAGGGGAAGAAGAGGGUUAGGACUUUGAGGGAGAAGCUUCUUUCAAGCGAUUUGUGGGCUGCUAGGAUUGAAAGUAUAUGGAAAGAGGUGGAUGGAACUUAUUGGUUUCGGGCACAUUGGUACAUGAUCCCCGAGGAGACUGCAGCUGGAAGGCAAGCACAUAACUUGAGGCGAGAGCUGUACCGUACCAAUGAUUUUACUGAUGUAGAGAUGGAAUCUGUCAUUAGGCACUGCUUUGUUAUGAGUCCGAAAGAGUUUGCAAAGGCUAGUAAUGAAGGGGAUGAUGUCUUCUUUUGUGAGUAUGAGUAUGAUGUACGUUGGUAUUCUUUCAAGCGGCUUGCAGAGAUCAAUGAUGCUGAAGAGGAUGAUGACAGUGAUCAUGAUGAUGAUAGUGAUAAAGAUUGGAAAUCUGUCAAGGAUUCAGAGUCCGAGUCAGAGGAGGAUAUGGACUUCGACGAGGAAACUGAAAGGAGAAAAUCUUCAAAACCAUCUUCUCAUGAGUUGGCAGCAAACUCAAAGAAGGGACGCAUCUUUGGACUUCAGAAGAUAGGGACCAAAAGUAUUCCUCAGCACAUAAGAUGCCGUAAGCAAACAGAGCUUGAAAGGGCUAAACAGACACUGCUGUUAGCCACUUUACCAAAAUCACUCCCUUGUCGCAACAAGGAAAUGGAAGAGAUAACUGCUUUUAUCAAAGGUGCAAUAUGUGAUGAUCAGUGUCUUGGACGCUGCAUGUAUAUUCAUGGUGUUCCAGGGACUGGCAAGACUAUGAGUGUACUUUCAGUGAUGAGGAGCCUUAAGUCUGAACUUGAAUCAGGAAGUAUCAAACCCUACUCCUUCAUAGAGAUCAAUGGUUUAAAACUAGCAACAGCAGAAAACAUAUAUAGGGUUAUUUAUGAAGCAUUGAGUGGACACAGGGUCAGUUGGAAAAAAGCGCUCCAUUUCCUCAAUGAGCGCUUUUCAGAAGGGAAACAAGUUGGAAAAUUCGAGAAUAAACCUUGCAUCCUUCUCAUUGAUGAACUUGACCUUCUUGUAACCCGAAACCAAUCGGUACUUUAUAACAUCCUUGAUUGGCCUACUAGACCAAACUCUAAGCUGAUUGUAAUAGGGAUAGCUAAUACAAUGGAUCUUCCAGAGAAGUUGCUUCCUCGUAUUUCAAGUCGGAUGGGAAUACACAGACUCUGUUUUGGCCCCUAUACCUACCAGCAACUUCAAGAAAUUAUUCUGAGUCGACUUAAAGGAAUUGAUGCUUUUGAUAAGCAAGCUGUGGAAUUUGCUGCUAGAAAGGUAGCUGCUAUUUCUGGAGAUGCUCGUAGGGCCUUGGAGAUAUGUCGACGUGCGGCAGAAAUUACAGAUUACCGUAUCAAGAAUCAGUUCUCUCAAGCUGAUACUGCUAUUACUGAGGAAACACACGUUGGAAUGGCAGAAGUUGAAGCAGCGAUACAGGAAAUGUUUCAGGCUCCUCAUAUUCGAGUGAUCCGAAGCUCCUGUAAAAUGGGAAAGAUAUUUUUGGCAGCUUUGGUGCAUGAGCUUUACAAGACAGGAAUGGGAGAAACUACCUUUGAAAAGUUGGCUUUCACCGUUUCCUGUUUUUGCACAAGCAACAAUGAGCAGUUUCCUGGGUGGGAUACCCUUUUAAGAGUGGGUUGUAAACUUGGCGAGUGCAGAAUCAUCGUAUGUGAGCCUGGUUCUAAACACAGACUGCAGAAGCUGCAGUUGAAUUUUCCGAGUGAUGACGUGACAUUUGCUUUAAAGGACUGUCCGGAGCUUCCAUGGCUAGCAAAAUACUUGUGAUUCCGCCAUUCGAUCAACUUCAUACACUCAUGAGUCGACGUUGUGACUCGACCCAUUUACAUUUGUUGUUUCCGCCUUAAGGUUCAUCUGAGCUUGAAAUCGUUCAUUUUGAAUGAGUCAUGUGUAAUUGAAAUGUAAACCACAAGGCAAUUUUUUGUUAGCAAUUGUAUCCUUUUGAGGCAUUAUUAGUACACUUGAAGCU
Molecule: messenger RNA, 3074 nt
Organism: Amaranthus tricolor (Joseph's coat)
Lineage: Eukaryota; Viridiplantae; Streptophyta; Magnoliopsida; Caryophyllales; Amaranthaceae
Product: origin of replication complex subunit 1A-like
Exons: 16
Coding region: 362-2872 (836 amino acids)
Biological process (GO): mitotic DNA replication checkpoint signaling; DNA replication initiation
Cellular component (GO): nuclear origin of replication recognition complex
Molecular function (GO): DNA replication origin binding; chromatin binding; ATP binding
Source: RefSeq, a predicted model, not a curated record